AAGGCGGCGCGGCGCCGCUCUCCUCUCGGCCGGGAAUCGGCCGCCGCCUUCCUUCCUAUUCCCUUGCCCUUCCCGAACGCGUCCCUCCCGACCCUCCCGCUUCCACAAGUUUUCCCUCCGACGACGGCCUCUGCCACCGCCGCCAAAAACUCCGCGCAGCCGACUCCGCGGACCGUCGGCCGCAAACUUCGCCGAGUUGGAGCAUGCGCAGAUUGGAGCGCGAAGGAGGAGGGCUCCCGAGCCGGCGGCGUCAGCUCGCUGCGCCCGGGGGGGAGGGCAGAGGGAACUGGCACUUCGCUGGGGAGGACCCGAGAGGAUGCAUGCAGAGAAGGGAAGUGAGCGGGAGAGGAGGUCAGGGGGAAAAAAAGGAAACGGAGGUGGACGCACGAAGCUGCACCCGAGGAACGGCAGAGAAAGGACGACAGAAAAAAAAUAACGAGGGUGGGGAAAGCCGACGAUUCCGUUCGAGGAUCAACAGCCAUCACCGGGCAACGCAUCUUUUUACGAAGGUUCGUGCAAAUGAGUGGCCGAGGACGUCGUAGGGGCACCGCGCAAGAAUUCCACGCCGCCGGGCAGUAGGGUCGGCUGCGGCGGGGGUGGGAGAGGCGAGGAGGAUCUCCUGUUCGCCUACAGUCGCGUGAUACGGACCCCGAAUCUCCCCCGGCCAGAGCCGCGAGUGCCUACAGCAGCGGGAGACACCUUGCAUCCCGUGUGCGACGUUGGAAGAAGCCGCGGGUUCUUCCUCGACGAACCUCGACAUACGCGUGAGCAACCGCACCUCACCACUGGGCAUCCACGAUGGAGCGCAGGAGCGCUGUGAGGAGUCGCCGACACCCGCUCUGCUCUGGAAGAUGAAUCUGCUUCCGACCUCGACAAUCUUCGAAACCUGAACUGUCCCCAGGAACCUGCCUUACGGGUCGUGGCGUGCCCAGCUCAGUUGGAAACUAAUCCCCGGCCAGGAAAGAAGCGGACAGGGAAUCCACUCGCACCCUGGGAAUAAAAUUGGGACACAGGCAUCUUCCUCGAGCUCUCUACAGGGAAAGGACCCAGUACAACCGGACGGACUAAGACUUCGUCGUUGACCUGUGCGUGGAGUUAGGGACUGAGAAAGAAACCUACAACAUGGCCGACCAGAUAAUCUACAAAGUGACGGGCUUCAUACAGAAAGCCCGGUCGUACAUGCCCGGAUCAUGCGGGGAAGACAACUCGGGAGAGCAGCUGCAUUUCGCCAAGCAAGGGAACGACACCGAACUCUCAAAUUUUCAGGGCCUCGGUGCCGGCAGUGGAGAGGGGGGAGAGUACGCCGAGACGACGCUCACCGAGGGCGUCAACGGCCUGGCCCCGCAGAGGAGCGUCGACGUGGUCGACGAGUUCGGGGGACGGGAAGGCGAGAAGAUCUCCGAGUGGCAGGCGGGAUGGAACGUCACCAACGCCAUCCAGGGUAUGUUCAUCGUGAGCCUGCCUUACUCGGUGCUCCACGGUGGCUACUGGGGCAUUUUCGCCCUCGUCUUCGUCGCCUACAUGUGCUGCCACACGGGCAAGAUACUCGUGGACUGCCUCUACGAGCCGAAUGAGCGCGGAGAGCUCGUUCGAGUCCGGGACAGCUACGUCGCCGUGGCCCAGACGGUGCUGGGCCCCCGGUGGGGCGGCAAAGCCGUCAACAUCGCCCAGAUCAUCGAACUGCUCAUGACCUGCAUCCUGUACGUGGUGCUCUGCGGAGACCUCAUGAUCGGCUCCUUCCCCGAAGGCGCCGUCGACCAGCGGUCCUGGAUCAUGCUCACCACCAUAGUCUUGCUUCCGUGCGCCUUCCUCAAGAACCUGCGGUCCGUAUCCAUGCUGAGCUUCUGGUGCACCGUCACUCACCUCUUCAUCAACGUCAUCAUUCUCGGCUUCUGCCUGAGCCGAGCCUCCGAAUGGGCCUGGGCCAAGGUCCAGUUUCGCAUCAACAUCAACAAGUUCCCGGUCACGAUGGGCAUCGUCGUCUUCAGCUACACGUCACAGAUCUUCCUGCCCACGCUCGAAGGGAACCUCGCGGACAAGACCAAGUUCCACUGCAUGCUCAACUGGAGCCACAUCGCGGCCGCCGUGUUCAAGGCGCUGUUCGCGUACGUCUGCUUCCUGACGUUUGCCGAGGAGACCCAGGAGGUCAUCACCAACAACCUGCCGACCAAGGGCUUCAAGAUAGUCGUCAACCUGAUCUUGGUCGCCAAGGCGCUCUUCUCCUUUCCGCUGCCAUACUUCGCCGCGUCAGCCCUGAUCGAGCACGCCUACUUCCGGGAGCGACCCAAGACCCUGUUCCCGUCCUGCUACGCCAUCGACGGCGAGCUGCGGGUGUGGGGACUGGCCCUGCGGGUAGGGCUCGUCAUAUUCACCAUGCUACUGGCCAUCUCGAUCCCGUACUUCGCCCUGCUCAUGGGUCUGAUCGGGAGCUUCACUGGAACCAUGCUGUCCUUCAUCUGGCCCUGCUACUUCCACAUGAAGCUCAAGUGGGACACCAUGGAGUGGUACUCCAUCAGCUGGGAGGUGUUCAUCAUGUGCUUCGGGGGCUUCUCUGGCCUCGUGGGCAUCUACACCUCGUUCGCAGGUCUUGUGGAGGCCUACCACCUUCCGCUGCCUCACGUGCCGGUCAUAGAAUCUUAGAACGUGCCUCGUUACUAAUAUCGCGCGCAGCGAUAAGGCUUUUCUUUCCUUCUAUUGUUGUUUGUAUGUGUGUUCCGUGAGUCUGAGUUGACAUGUUCAUGCAUGUUUGUGCGCAUUGCGAGAGAGGCUUUCCUUCCUGUGAAACGCCGAAACGGUACGGCACGGGAUAUAAAGAAAAAAUAACGGCCCUAGCGACUAAGCGAGCUUCCCUAGCUGGGUCGAUGAGGUUUCGUGAGCGAGAACCUCACGAAGACGUGCGUCUACAUCAAAGCUUGGCUCAGUAAGACUACUGUAGUCGCUGUAAACCUCUGAUAAGUGGUGCCAAACCGAUAAUCGUUUAGGGGAGUAGAACUAAUCAGCUACGUGGCACAAUCACUUUACGCACGCAGUCGAUAGGUUCGCAGCUACGGUAAGACUGAGUUAAGACACCCUCACGUUCGUUGGGACGAAGCGACCUUAAUUGCUCUUUUUUAUUAUUUCUGGUUUUAACAAUGCUGCUUACGCUAUGUUUUCAAGUGAAACCAGUAUAGUUUGAAGAAACGCACGAGUUACCGAACAAACCCGUGCUAGAGCACUCUGCUCUCUCAGACAUUAUUCCCGAAGAGGUAUACCUCCCAGCACCGUCAUCCAGUGCCUAGGCAAAAUAAGCAAGACGAAUUGUUUCGAAGGUUACGAAACAGGCUGAGUUUUGAGGCGACGAGUUUUAAGCAUUGAAACAUUGAUAUCCUGCUGAACCUUCGUCAGCUAAUUGUUAUUCUUGAACAGACUACGACUGUUUGCUGUAUCGUUUUCUUAAGCACGGUCGAGCAGGAAAUCAUCGCAACUGCAUGCAAUGUGCAGAUCGAAGCUACGCAACUCAUUUCGAAUGAGAUGGCAGUAAGUUAUGUCUGCCUAAAAUUUAUGCCGAUAUGUCUUCCACUGACUGUGCUUGUGGAUGUAAUCACUGAUUUAGCUAGCUACAAAGUGCACAUCGAAAAACGAAGCGGUCAGCCACAGGAAUAAGGCAGCACCCUCGCAUUGCCUGAAGCCCUGUGGACUUGAAUGUAUUGCCUGAAAAGGCAGAGCACUUGCAGAUUUACUGGAUUCUUUCGAAACGGCCAGUUUUGAUGGCCAGCACUUGCAUGCCAUCAAUGGGGCGAAGAAAAUGAGACGAUAACCAAGAUGUCCGUGAAUAUCAGCCAGGGAACACGCUCGAUAAUUUUAGUCCAGCCCAAGCACCAUCAAGUCACGAACGAACUUGAGAAGAUGUAAAGGACGGUUUCUCGGUCCGGCAUGAGCACUUUUGGCACACGGAGAUGUCCUCGUUAAGGUCUUGACAACGAGGAAUGAAUUUGUAGAGACGCAACGCCUUACUCAUGCACGAAAGUAGUCCCUGCGUAGUCCUUGCUGACCACCGCCUCAUGUUGCAGUUCGCGUCAGUAAGAAUUUCUUUUCUUCAGAAUCAUUCCAAAAGGCCUGUGACGACAUUUCGGCUAAAAAACUUUUUUGGUAUGCUACCAACUGUAAACGCGCAGUGAUGCUUUAUGAUGGCAUGAACAUUCAAUGCUUAAAAAAAUAUAGAAGGCGGAUAGAAAUAGCAAGGUAUAUGUUCUGCCUUUAUUUGGAGCACAUACUUCAAUUAAAGUGAAACUAAAUUUUAGUCUUCCAUGGAAUCUUUUAAGUGAAGUAAGCAUAUCCACAAACCAUCAUCUGUCUUUAAUGGUUGUGAAACUAUCACGUGCUUUGCGAGCAGGUAAAUGCGUUGAAUCUAGAAACAGGACUUUCAGAAACAAAAAAGAAAUACAUCCACACGCACAACGAAAAGGCUUUGCUGCGAAAUGAUGAUGACUGCCGAGUAAUGUUGAAUAACUUCUACGCUACUUUAAUAAAAGAAGAAAUGCGCUCAUUGCGUAAGCAGGCUUGGGGUACUUCAACACUUGCUGUAAGUCAUAUAAAGUUGGCAUACGAUGAAGAGAACUGCUAGCUCAAAGAUGAGUCUUCCAUUUUAACUAGAUGAUGCUGCAAAUACUUCUUUACGGACAACGUAGUUAACUCCAGGUUUCACAAAUAAUGGCGUAUCUAUACUUUCACAAAUAUCGGGAUAUCUACUCAGCGAAUAAAAACAUUAAAUUCCAUAUCUAACGGGCUUCGAAGCUGCAAUACUAAGCUGUGAGUUUAGAUUGCAUAAUUACUACAUAAAUAGCACGUCAGUUCUUUUCAGACGUACUUAGAUUCACAUGAAAACAGCUGGGCGUGUGGUAUGACAAACGCAAAGUCAGAAAGUCUUCCACGGAAACUGCUAUCGUCACAACAAGCAGUUUGUUGGAAGCAUUCUACAAUUUUUCAGAGUUGCACACUUUCGGUGCGCAGUGAACAAAUACGGCUAGGCGUUUGCUGAAACAAAGGCAAAGCCAGAGUCUUCCAACUGAGCAUUUAUCGUAUGAAGACUUGUACGCUUUCUAGAUUUCUACAGGUUUUCACAAUCUCUAUGUGAUGUGAACGAGAAAAAAAAACGGUUAGCGUACACUGAAACAAACGCAAUGUCAAAGAGUCUUCCACUGUAAAUUUCAAUGUCAAUGAACAGCUGCCUCCUACACAAUCUACAAUUCUUCAGAAUUGCACAUCUUUUGUGUGCUGUGAAGGAAACAAGUUAAAUGUGCUGCUAAAACAACCGCAGUCAAAGGAUCUUCCCCAAGAAGUUUCAUCGUCACAGCAAAAAAGUUAGUCAUACGUAUACCACAAUUCUUCAGGAUUGUACACUUUCGGUUUGCUGUGGACGAAAACUGCUAAGCGUAUGCUGAAGCCAAGGCAAAGUCAAAAGAGUCUUCCACCUAAACUUUUAUCGUCUCAAUGCCUGUACGUAUUCUACACUUCUACAAGAUUGUACUAUAUCUCUGUGUGCUUUUAACGAAAAAAAAAAGUUCGGCGUACGGCUGAAACGAAAGCAAAGUCAAAACGUCUUCCAUUGGAUAUUUCAUCGCUUUAACGGAUAGCUGUCGCCUACGCAUUCUGCAAUUCUUCAGAGUCGCACAGUCCGUGUGUGCUGCGAAGGAAAAUAUGUAAGCGUACCGCCAGAACAAAUGCAAAAUCAGAGUCUUCCACUUGAACGUUCAACGCCUCCACAAAGAGCUUCCCUGAGCGUUCUGCAAUCUUCGGGGUUGUACAAUUUUUGUGUGCUGUGAAUUCUAGCCAUCCAUUUAGCUAGCCUAUACAGAAUGACUCAUAUAUGACCAUGACUCAUCACCGCGGCUGCUAGUCAGUGUGGUUGUAGGAGUCUGGAUGUCUCUUAUACAGCCCCCUCCGUAGAUAGCCAUAAGGCGGCCUUCCCGCCUACAACACCGAGUCUUCCAAUUAAGGGGGAAAUUUUGUCAUCCACAGCAUGACAAAUGCACCCUGCUGAAGCCACUCUAUGUAUCUCACGGGUUUCCGCGUAUUUUAUUUGCAUAAUCGUUUUCCAGCCUUCAAGUGUGCGAGUAAGUGGUGCAGCAAUCAUUGAUAUGUGUCGAGUCAAAUUAGAAUCAAUGUGACGUAGGUUGUGUGCGGCGAGCAUAUUGUAUUCCGGGAUUUGCCACCCAAAAGAUUCCUGUCGUCCCUACCAUACUGUUUUCCCACAGAUGGGUGUUUAAAUGUGCAUACUUUUUAGGGCGUCAUUUACAAGAAGUGCUCAUUGUUGCGUAAAAUGUUGCAGUGAUCUUUCAACGCGUGACAAUAGUGAAGGCGAGAGCUGUUGUAAUGCUGUGAAACCUGCAAACAAAAGACAUACAUCGUAAGGAACUGCGAUCAAGUUACAGACUCGUCAUUUUACGUGUUUAUACAGAAAUAAGCAGCCAUGUUUCCGAAGAUGUGGCAAAGAACCUAGAAGACAAUUUUUUUCUUGAAGCGUUCACGACACUGAUGUUAAGGCUCCAGAAACAAGUAUAUACUUGCAGUUUACACAUAAAAAUCUUUCACUCGGACGUCACGAGUGUUGACUGCCUUGUUGUUAAUAUAUAAUAGAGAGUCACAUAUCAGACUGCGUUUUUGUUGAAGUUACUGGCGGAACAGCGAGCUGCGGUAUUGUGUAGAAACAUGCAGUUGCUCAUGUGUCAAGUGUUACUGAAGAUGUCUAUGCAGUGUUUCUUGAUCUGUUGCCGACAUAUCUUCUUAAGAACACUCACGUUCUAUUGAUAAUGUGUGAGAAAUCGUCGGAGCUUUAGUAGCUUACAUGCAAUGACGUGACUAACACCGCGUGUAUGCUGUGGGUGACGAAAUAUAUGUAAAUGUGCAUUAUUAAAAGCGCGAAAAACUCGGAUGUUGAAAGAGACAGCUACGGCGGGAACUAGGGAUGCCUUUUUUAUUAUUUACUGAUUUAUAACAAGUCAGAACACAUAAGUAAUCGGCGCGUCUAAGAGCUCCGACAUCUACUUAAUACAUGUGACUAAAAAAAAAAGAAAACUGGGCCGAAAUCAUUGGAGAUCAAUUGUAAAGGUCAAGCGAUAGCUUCUACGUCAACCUGCUGAGAUAAUACUGUUGGGGACACUUACUGGUUGGCACUAAUGGUUAAGUGCUAUGACGCGUGUGGGUACCGCGGCUUUUGCAUUGUCACCAGGAUUGGCUCGCAUGACAAAGCGUGUUAAAAACCCUUACGGGUACGCACCUCGCGCACUGGUGCCAGAAUCAGCCCACCGAAUCACCGUUUCUUUUUUAUUGCACCAUCUCUAGGAUCGGUCCAGCCAAUUGGUACAAU
Dermacentor andersoni is the source of this 7345-nucleotide messenger RNA. RefSeq names its product vesicular GABA transporter (gene VGAT). Gene Ontology annotation, cellular component: vacuolar membrane. The record is from RefSeq and is a predicted model, not a curated record. Gene Ontology annotation, molecular function: L-amino acid transmembrane transporter activity. NCBI's taxonomy places the organism in Eukaryota, Metazoa, Arthropoda, Arachnida, Ixodida, Ixodidae. Gene Ontology annotation, biological process: amino acid transmembrane transport.